GAAAUGCAAACAUAAAUCAAAGUCCGCCUUCAAUUUUUAUAUUUGACAGGUCUUUUUCUCACUUUCUCUUGCUCGUUUCUUUGUUUACCAUGUCUAGUCAGCCAGAAGAAAAAGUUACUAGUCUCUCCAAAAAGCUUUCCUAUGUUCUUCGACACGGAGCACUAAAAGAAAAUUUGAAAAUAGCUCCAGAUGGGUUUAUAAAACUUGAUGAUUUGCUAAAGCUACGUCGAUUCAAAGAUGUGACCUAUCCUGAUAUUCAAUACGUGGUUGAUCAUAAUGAUAAAAAGAGAUUUGAGUUGAAGGAAGAGAAUGAUGUAUAUUAUAUUCGAGCCACUCAAGGUCAUUCGAUUCCCGUGAUCAAUACAGAUGAGUUAUUAGAAAAACUAGACAAGGUGACUACGCCUGUUAUCCAUGGCACAACAAUGAAAGCAUGGGAAUCAAUCAAAAAUGAUGGGCUAUCUAAAAUGAAUAGAAUACAUAUUCAUUUUGCUAUUGGAUUACCAAAUGAUCCUAACGUCAAAAGUGGUGUAAGAAAGUCAAGCGAAGUAUAUAUUUUUAUUGAUGCUGAUAAAGCAAUGAGAGAUGGAAUCAAAUUCUACAAGUCUAGAAAUGAUGUUAUUCUAUCAGAUGGUAUUGAUGGAACCAUUCCUCCAAAAUAUUUUAAAAAGGCUAUAGAUAAACAUGGUGAUGUAUUAUAUGAGCAACCAUCCUAGAUCACGCACUUUUGUUUAUAAUACACAUUUUUCAUAAAUUAUGCGCACACAAUAAAAUAUCAAUAAC
Messenger RNA from Rhizopus microsporus ATCC 52813, 780 nucleotides. Its product is annotated as phosphotransferase KptA/Tpt1. Bases 90 to 713 code for a protein of 207 amino acids. The record is from RefSeq and is a predicted model, not a curated record. Gene Ontology annotation, biological process: tRNA splicing, via endonucleolytic cleavage and ligation. NCBI's taxonomy places the organism in Eukaryota, Fungi, Mucoromycota, Mucoromycetes, Mucorales, Rhizopodaceae. The transcript is spliced from 3 exons. Gene Ontology annotation, molecular function: tRNA 2'-phosphotransferase activity.